Molecule: messenger RNA, 1500 nt
Organism: Aureobasidium musti
Lineage: Eukaryota; Fungi; Ascomycota; Dothideomycetes; Dothideales; Saccotheciaceae
Source: the annotation of a GenBank genome assembly
AUGUCGCUCGAACAAAAACGAGAUUUCGUAGCUACCACGCUACCAGAUGAGAAAUCCGACGCAUCUGUCGGCGAAGUACAUGAUCUGGGCUACGAUACAGAGGCAGAAAAGAGAGUACUAAGAAAAUUCGACAAAUUCUUACUACCUCCUCUCGCCGUGAUUCUGUUAGUCGCCUAUCUCGACAGAUCAAAUCUAGGCAAUGCAAAAGUGUUUGGUUUCGAAGAUGGCAUUGGUCUUGUUGGCAAUCAAUUCAACACAAUCUCUACGCUCUUCUACCCAUUUUAUGUCCUGUUCGAAGUGCCCUGGACAAUGGCAGUCAAGCGAUUUGGUGCCAAUCACGUCCUUGGUGUUGCUAUGAUCGCUUGGUCGGUCAUAACUCUUUCCACAGGCUUCAUUCAGAAUUACUCGCAAGCAAUUGCGGUAAGAAUAUUGCUUGGAGCAUUCGAAGCUGGUCUAGUACCCUCGGUAGUAUUCAUCAUCAGUACGAUCUGGGAAAGAGAAAGACAGAGUAAGAGAGUUGCCAUUAUAUAUGGCGCAAAUUGCCUUUCAGGAGCAUUUGGCGGGUUGAUUGCUGUAAGUUCUGCCUAUAUCUACCUCUAUCUAUGUCAAGUAUGCUUACGAAAUGUAGNNUAUGGUAUCGAGAGUAUGGGUACGCAACGUGGCCUCGAGUCCUGGCGAUGGCUGUUCAUUGUCGAAGGAUCUAUCUCCAUUGUCUUGUGUGGUAUCUGCUGGGCCAUCCUGCCCAAGAAUGCCGAAACAGCAUGGUUCCUGAACGCCGAAGAGAAAGCUGUGAUGGUCGCCAGGAAACAACGCAAUCUUGUUACCAGAGGCACCGAAGAGUUCUCUUGGUCGCAUGUUCGUUUGGCUUUCACAGACCCGAUCAUCUACAUUGCUUCGGCCAGCUUCUUCUCAGCUUCUAUUGCUCUGUUUGGAUUUGGUACUUUCCUUCCAACUAUCAUCAAAGGACNNUUGGCAAACUACUUGACCAUCCCUGUAUAUGUCUUCGCGACCCUGACUCUCAUCACCGCAACUUUCACCUCCGACCGGCUGAAGAAAAGAGCAGCUGUCCUCGCCGUCCUGCCAGUCGCACCAAUCAUCGGCUACGUUAUCGCUUGCGGUACAGCCAACCAUGCAGCAGGCUAUUUCGCCAUGUUCCUGUGUGGCGGCGGUAUCUACAGUUAUAACUGCUUGAUCCUCACAUGGAUAUCGACUAACAUUGCUCCUGACUACAAGCGCAGCAUGGCUAUGCCGUUCUUUGUCUCGCUUGCCAACGUUUCGGGUGUCGUGUCUUCAUGGAUAUACGUCAGCACGGAAGCCCCUAGGUACUUGAUGGGUAAUGCUGUUAGUGCCGGUAUGGAGACGUUGGCGCUUUGUGGCGUUGUGGCUGUAUGGUGGACAUUGAGACGCAGAAACUUGGAGAAGGAGGAGUUGAGAGCGCAGGGUGUUGAGGACAACGGCAAGGACGGUGACCAGGCGCUGGAUUUCGUAUACAACCUCUGA